AUGGAUCUCGAGAAGAACAUCAAAGACGUAGAGAUCGCCCCUACGAUCGUGGAGUCGGCGUCAUCGUCUGAGCCGAGCCUGCUCAAACCAAAGCCCGUCGACAUCAAGCCUGACCCCAAUAUUCUUCCAGAGAAGGUUGGGACUAGGGUGACGCGCUACUUGAAGUUCAGCUUCUUCACGACCUAUCGGAAGAUCUUCACUGUUAUCUUCACGCUGAACAUGAUCACCUUCGUCGCUUUUGUCGCCAAAGCAAAGGGGACUCCAUUUUCCCGGGAUGUUGCGAGCGCUUCGUCUGCCAACCUCAUGUCCACCAUCUUGUUCAGACAAGAGAACUUCGUCAACCUCUGCUACGAGAUCGCGGUUUGCGUCCCUCACUCCCUUCCGCUAUGGAUCAGACGAAGGCUCGCCAAGGUGUUCCACUACGGAGGUGCCCAUAGCGGCUCCGGUGUCGCAGCCGUGGUGUGGUUCAUUCUUUAUGUGGCGCUCAUCACGAAGGAGUACAUCCAUAACCACAACCAAGACACCCUCACCAACCUCAUUACUUCCUACAUCAUCACCGCCAUGUUCCUCUUCAUUCUCGCCUCUGCACACCCUCGCUUCCGCGUCAUGUUCCACGACUACUUCGAAGCCAUGCAUCGUUUCUCGGGGUGGGUCGCCCUGAUCACCUUCUGGAUCCACAACGGUCUCGUCGCAAGAACGGAGGCGAGGAUGGACGGCGUCCCGAUCGGGCUGUACCUCGUCAAGUCGCCCAACUUCUGGUUCUUCUGCGUCUCCACCUGCUGCACCCUCCUUUCGUGGUCGCGACUCCGCCUCCGCGAGGUGUACCCCGAAGUCCUCUCCGACCACGCCGUCCGCCUCCACUUCAAGUACAUGCCCAUGCAGCCGUUCUACGGUCUCAAGAUCUCGACGAAGCCUCUUUUGGAGUGGCACGCGUUCGCGACCAUCCCCGAUGAGGACGAGAAGGGCAAGAUCAACGGGUUCUCCGUGGUCGUUUCCAACGCCGGCGAUUGGACACGGAACGCGAUCGUAAACCCGCCCAAGAAGCUCUGGGUUCGCGGGUACCCUCUCCACGGUCUUCUCUAUACGUCCCGCCUCUUCAAACAGAUCGUCGUUGUCGCAACCGGAUCCGGUAUUGGUCCCUGCCUCUCACUCCUCUACGCCAACGUCACCCCCCGUCGCGUCUUCUGGUCUACCCAACAUCCCGAGACGACUUACGGCCCUGGAGUGCUGAACGCGGUGCUCAAGGCAGACCCCGAUGCCAUCGUCUGGAACACCCGCACCAUGGGACGUCCUGACAUGGUGGCGCUCACUUAUCAGCUCGUUUUGCAGUGCAAUGCGGAAGCCGUCUUCAUCAUCUCCAACCCGAAGCUCACGAAGAAGGUCGUCUACGGUAUGGAAACUCGCGGCAUCCCGGCGUACGGUGCUAUCUUCGACUCUUAA
This is a messenger RNA of Cyclocybe aegerita, 1440 nucleotides long. The record is from the annotation of a GenBank genome assembly. Lineage: Eukaryota; Fungi; Basidiomycota; Agaricomycetes; Agaricales; Hemipholiotaceae.